GAGAGAGAGAGAGAGAGAGACAGAGAGAGAGAGAGAGAGAGAGAGACAGAGAGAGAGAGAGAGAGAGAGAGAGAGAGAGAGAGACAGAGAGAGAGAGUCAUGAUUUGUUUGCUGAUCAGAGCCAAUAGAAAGCUGUGAGUGUGAUAAGAUCCACAUGCGAGUGACGGAGACGAGGCAGAAAGAAGCAGCAUCAGUGAGAGGAUCAUCGAGGCUCUGGUCUGCUCCGGUCUGCUGUGGACUACUGUGGUCUGCUCUGGUCUGCUCCGGUCUGCUCCGUCCAUGGGUGUUCCUGGACUCUGGACCCGUCUCUGACCGCACACUCGUCCAGGAUGAGCUGUAAGGUGGCGCUGUGGCUGCUUCUCGCCGGGCUGCUGUGUCUCGUCUCCGCCGGACGUAAAACCCGACCGCAGGGAUCCAUCCCGUCCCCCUACAAGACCAGCUCCAACACCUCUGACCGCCGCACGCGCAAACAGGAAGUGCUGGCCUCCAGCCAGGAAGCUCUGGUGGUGACUGAGCGCAAAUACUUGAAGAGCGACUGGUGCAAGACGCAGCCGCUGCGGCAGACGGUCAGUCAGGAGGGCUGCAAGAGCCGGACCGUCAUCAACCGCUUCUGCUACGGUCAGUGCAACUCCUUCUACAUCCCGCGGCACGUCAGGAAAGAGCAGGAGUCCUUCCAGUCCUGUGCCUUCUGCAGACCGCAGCGCUUCACCAGCCUCACCGUGGAGCUCGACUGCCCCGACCUGCAGCCGGACGUCCGCUACCGCAAGAUCCAGAGGGUCAAGCAGUGCCGCUGCAUGUCCGUCAGCGUGUCCGAAUCCGGAAAACGGUGAGAUCCUGACCACGCUUCACUGGAAACACCUGCUGCUAAUCUGUGCUGAGAGACUGCAAGGCUUCGGAACGCCAUCUUAAGACUCUCCGGCUGGACACUGGUCACACUAUCAGUCAUCAUUGGUCACAGUCGGUCAACAUUUGCCUCUAACGGUUGUCAUUAGCCACCGUUGGUCACCAUCAGUCACUGCUGGUCCCCAUCGAACCCUACUGGUCAUCAUUUGACACUGCUGGUCACUGCUUGUCUCCUUUGGACACUAUCGGCUACCAUUGGUCAUCAAUGGUAACUAUCGGUCAUUGGACAUUAUUGGUUACUGUUGGUCACUACUGGUCUCCAACAGUCACCAUCAGUCACUGCUAGUCGCUAUUGGUCACUAUCAGUAGUCACUGAACACUAUUAGUCACCCUAGGUCUUCAUUGGUUACUAACAAUUAGCACUGGUCUUUAUUGGUCACAGUCGGUCACCAAUAGUUUCCAACAGUCUAUCAGUCACUGUUGGUCACUCCUGGUCUCCAUCAGAUACUAUUGGUCACCAUAGGUUACUAUUGGUCACUUUUGAUCACCAUCAGUCAUCGCUGGUUGCUAUUGGUCAUCAUAGGACACUAUCGUCGCUGCUGGUCUCCUGUGGACACUACUGGUCUCAGUCAGACACUAGUGGUCAUCAUCACUAUCGGUCCCUACUAGAAACUAUUGGUCACCACUGGUCUUCAACAGACUCCAUCAGACACUAUAAGUGACUCUUAAUCAUCAUUGAUCACUCUUAGUCAUCAAUGGACACUAUUGGUCAUUAUCAGUCAUCAGUGGUCACCAGGCUCAUAAUCGGUUACUAGAGAGUGUGUGGAAACUAACUGACAUGAAAGAAAUGACUCCACGCUGGACAGGAGCCGCUGCUGUGUGAUGACCGAUGCUAGUUAACACCAAACAUGCAUAACUAGACGGAUUAUAGAGAUUCUAUAGAAAUAUGGUACAGCAAAGUAUAUAUAUAUGUAGAGAAAUAACUGAAGUCUAUAUUAAAAGUAUUGAGUUCUAUCCUUGUCUUCUGUUUUUUAGGAGUUCAGUCUGGUUUAACUAAAGCUGAAAUGGGAACCCUAGCCUUCAUGUGUUUUAAUCCACUUGAUUUUUCUCCAUUGGUUUAAGUGUUAAUUUGCAGCAGAGUUUGAUUUGCUCCAUUUCAAAACCAAGCUCCGCAAUCAAACUGGUGAAGUGAGUAUUAAAGCCUGUCCACCAGGAAGAAGAACUAUGAGAAAGUUUUAAUAAAUGCGGCAACUAUAAGAGAACAAUGGAGCCAACAACACAACUACAUAAUACAGAUUUCAAGGCUCAGAAUUCUAUUUUUCCUUGCAAUUCAGGGUUUCUCUCUCACAUUUCUGAAACUCUGAUAUAAACUUUGAAAUACAAGUUAUGAACUCUGUAGCAUCCAAAACGUCUAUUUAGAAAGAAUACUUGGGAAAACAUGCAAUUGUGAGAAAAACUAAAAUCUGAAUUGUGAUCAAGUUGAAAUGAAUACAUGCAAACUCAGAAUUCAGAGAAUAUGAUUUUAAUUCAUAUCUUGUAAUUCUGACCUCACAGAACUGAGAGCAAUAUCACGCAAAAUGGAGAAAAAAAAAAAAGAAUAGUGAAAUAAGCAUAGAAUUGCCGAACUGUCCCAUAAAAAAAAUAAAAUUAAAAAUAAAGGUAAAUGUGACUUAUUUUUUGUUUCAUGGUUAAAAACAAAAACAAUCUGAAGAUAUAAACUCUUCUUGCAAUUCUGACUUUUUCCUCUGAGUUCCAGGUGUGUCUUGCAGCUGUGACUUUCUUGGAUGCAAAUGUUCUUUUUCUCAGAAUUGAGAAAAUUGUCAGCUAACAUUUUCAAUUUAUUUAUUUUUUAUUCUGGUGGCAGAAACGAGCUUCCUUAAUAUAACGAUUACUUUCAGAGUGACUUUGCAGAAUGUAACUGAAGUGCACUUAUAAUAAACAAUGUUAUUGUGCGUUUGUGUUUCCAUUAUCUGUGGAAAAAAAAAAGUGCUUUCCGUCAGUUUGACACUGCUUCAAAGAUCUUCCAGUAAACACUGGGAUUAGAAGUGGAAAGAAGGCAGUAAAUGACAUCGUAAAACAUCCACAUAAAGAGCAAACCAUGAAAGAGAUAUGAAAAAAAAGAAAAGUGAUAUUCUUAUGCAUUCCAGCUAGUUAUUUGUAAGAUAUGUUCAGUAAAUCAGAAAAAACACACCAUGUUUUUGGUGUAAACGCAGUAAAACCUGUUCAACGGAGCAGAGACUCCAAAUAAAUGUCCCAAAAUGCUCAUUUAAGACACAUAAUACAACCCUGAAGAUGCGGAUCCAUGGCGAAUGUUCAAGUGAAUCUCCAAUCGUGUGAAAUAAAUUAAAAUGUCUGAAUUUAUUAAUCCCUUUAUUUUACAUAAAUUACACUCUUCUCAAAACGUUCAGAUACAAACAGUUAUUGCACAGAGCGCAGACGUCCAUCCACACCUCCGACACGCACAUGCUAAAAACAAACCAAUGCUACAUAAAGAUGUUAAUAUCAUUUACAUUAAAUUAAAAAAACAUCCUCUUAAAUACAUCGAGUGAGUGAAUGCAGCCCAAACAGAAAACAAUAUUGCAUAAUUUCACAAAAACACUGAGUAGAUUCCUGAACGUUCGACGCCGAUUCAUACUGUACAUACUGAAGUGUCUCUUUCAGGUCCUGUAGGACUGGAGUGUGCUUUGAACAUGUUAAACCAGCUGAAGACUAGAGCACUAACCUGCACUAACUAGUGUUGGUUUAAAAGCAUGUGACGGUGCCGAUGUUUAAAAUAAAGACUAGAUACUGUCGCUUUCUCUCACCUUUUUUUAGUCCGUUAAAAAUAAAACAAUCUUGUUCUGAUGAUAUUGCUUCAGUCUUCCAGUAUGUUCUGUGAUAUGUUCAUCCAUCAGGACACAGGAUAUGA
This is a messenger RNA of Puntigrus tetrazona (Sumatra barb), 3751 nucleotides long. RefSeq names its product gremlin 2, DAN family BMP antagonist b (gene grem2b). The record is from RefSeq and is a predicted model, not a curated record. The transcript is spliced from 2 exons. Gene Ontology annotation, molecular function: receptor ligand activity; BMP binding. Lineage: Eukaryota; Metazoa; Chordata; Actinopteri; Cypriniformes; Cyprinidae. Gene Ontology annotation, biological process: animal organ morphogenesis. Bases 330 to 830 code for a protein of 166 amino acids.